Messenger RNA from Closterium sp. Naga37s-1, 1074 nucleotides. Lineage: Eukaryota; Viridiplantae; Streptophyta; Zygnematophyceae; Desmidiales; Closteriaceae. The record is from the annotation of a GenBank genome assembly.
AUGGCAUCCACCGCGAUUCCCGCUACUCUGUAUCGAAUCACGAGCUCUCAACACUGCCGACUGCAAGCGCAAGAGGCCGCGCCGUGCGCCCAAUUCGCAAGAGGCCAGACUAGCGGUUCGCUUCGUUUGCCAUCUCGCGGCGCGGCUGCUGCCGGCAGGGGUCGCACGGGAUCGGCGAUUUCGCGUCGUCGGUUGGCGACUGUCGCCGCGACGGGCACGAAUGUCGCUGCAGAUGCGGAAGUGGACUUGUACGGGCUUCUCGGGCACCUCCUGCCUGCCCGUCCCUCACUCCCAUCCUGGCUCCGCUCUUCGUCGUCUCUGCCUCAUGCCGCGUCUCUGCCUCCUCUCUGCCUUCUCCCUGCCCUCCUCCCUGCCCUCCUCUCCGCGUCCCUCUCCCUGCAGUACCACCCAGAUGUCAACAGCGACCCGGGGGCGGCAGACACGUUCAUUCAGCUCAGUAACGCGUACGAGGUGCUGGUGGACGAGGAGCAGCGGGCGCUGUACGACCGGUUUGGGGCGGCAGCGCUGAGCCGUGACUUCAUGGCGGGCAGAGGGGGCACGGAGCGCAAGGGAGCGGCGUGGGAGGCGUUUGACACGUGGGACGAGUUCCAACCGUUCCAGCGCAAGACGCGCAAGGGCGAUGCGAGGCAGGCAGCAGCAGCCAGGUGGUCGUCAGACAGCGGGAGUGAGGGCGAGGGCGAGGCAGUGGGCCAGGUGGUGGAGGCGGUGACGGGGGAUGUGGUGGAGUACCCGCUCUCUGCUGCUGUCAGGGACAGAUUUCAUGACGGCCGCAUCAAAGGCGUUGGCUUUGUGGUUGGCCGCAAUAAAGACCGUGGCGAUCGCCACAAGCUCCCACCCGAGAACCUGGGGCUGGUGGAAAUAGAGCCGCUUUUCCAGGAGGCAGGCGAGGACGUGUGGCAGACAGACGCUCUUGAGAGUGCCGCCUUCGCCUCUCUGCCUGACCUCAGAGUGCUGCGCACUGAGUUUGACAAGAGGACUGACUCGUGGCGCAUUCUGGAUGCGCUGUCCCCAGGGUGUGGGAGCCCUGUGUACGACGAGGAGAUCAUCGUGUGA